Molecule: messenger RNA, 839 nt
Organism: Polychytrium aggregatum
Lineage: Eukaryota; Fungi; Chytridiomycota; Chytridiomycetes; Polychytriales
Product: mediator of RNA polymerase II transcription subunit 31
Exons: 3
Coding region: 195-620 (141 amino acids)
Biological process (GO): regulation of transcription by RNA polymerase II
Cellular component (GO): core mediator complex; mediator complex
Molecular function (GO): transcription coregulator activity
Source: RefSeq, a predicted model, not a curated record
UCCACACCUCGUCCAGAACGAAGCGGAGGCAGCUUCGGAUCGAUGUUGCUCCUGAAGCCACAGCCGUCUGGGAUCAGGCGCGGCUGGGUUCUGUCUCGCAUCAUCUUCAGUCGACCCUGCUUCAACACCAGGCGAACCAAAGAUUCGCUUGAUCAAGGACACCUGCGGCAUCGAUAACUGCAUCUACUGAGCUCAUGGCCUCCGACGCUGCUGCCGCCCCGGUGGAGGUCCCGCGGCCAUUGAAGGAAGAUCCCAAGAUCCGGUUCCAGAUGGAGCUCGAGUUUGUGCAGUCGCUCGCCAACCCGCUCUAUCUGCAAUAUCUAGCACAGCAGCAGAUGUUCCAAGACCAGGCCUUCAUCAACUAUUUGCGGUAUCUGAAAUACUGGCAGCAACCCGAGUACGCAAAAUACAUCGAAUACCCCUUCAGCCUCGAAAUGCUGGAGCUGCUGCAGAACCAGCACUUCCGAUCGAGUCUGGCGAGUCCCGACACUGCCCUGCUGCUGCAUCAGAAGGAGUUCUUCACCUGGAUGUACUACCGCCACGAUCGGGAAAAGCAGCACGAGGAUAGUUUGGCAGACGAAGCGCCCGAGUGGGUGCGCAAGUUCCUCAAAUCGUCGUGACGGCAAUCUACCGAAAUGCAUCUGCAGCAGCCAGAAGGCCCCAUGAGGCGCUCUUCCCCCCCCCCAGAAAGCCGUCUGCAUGAUGGCUCCACAGCUGGUUGUGUUGUGUGCGAGCUGCUCUUGGGAUGCAUCCAUGGGCGUGCGCUGACAAUCGCAUGCGCUGCGGUGCAGUCGUCCGCCGCCAUGCGGAUGCAAUACAUCAGUGCAAUCACAACCACA